UUUCAAGUUCCUUGCGCCUCGUCCCGUAGACGCAUUUGCACAUAGAAACAGGUAUUACAUCCCGUUGGGUAUUUCAGAGAAAUGGUAAAGACUCUUCCAGUGAUCAUUUCCAAGAGAAUUCACAAGUUUAGCCAGAGACAGUGGUUUUCUCGGAAAUACUCGAUAGGAGAGCAUUUGUCUUCAGACUUGGCACAAACGAUUUUUCCGCGUUGUGCUUUUACCACUUCUCCUGCCAUGGCGACUGGGAUCGAUUUCGAGGUUGAAGGGACCACGACGUUUGGUUCGCUUCCUGACGAGAGCUUCCGCUACUUGCUCUCUCUAAAGAGCGAAAAGAUUAACCUCUGGUUAGAGAACCGCACGAGCAAAAAACAGUGGCAAUCUGGAUUCCUUAGCAAAGAAGAAUACGUGACCACUGCAAACGCAUUUGUGGAUGCAUCAGCGGCGGACUACAUUUCCUGCUUUAAGCAGUGUUUAGACUGCUCGGUGGACGAAACUCAAGAAUCGCAGCGCAAGCUGGUUUCACUGAAAGGAGACACAUUUCAGCUUGAAAUGAACAUCAAGAUUCGACUGCUUCGGUCCUUUCGGAAUGUUAGCUACGUGUUCAAGCUAGAACCAGUGGCAGUGGAGCUUAUUGACAUUUUGGCUUCGAAGCUGAAGGAUCAGCAAGAGGAGUUGGAGAAGCUGCGUAGCAGAGUUGACGAAACUGAACGAGUCGUUUUGUACGCCGAAAGCACGACCUGGACGGACGCGAUGCUUCGAUGGGAGCCCUUGAACUCGGGGAAUUUUGUGCUAAGUGCUGACAGUACGUCGAUUAUCAUCGUGAUUCCUGGCCUGUACGCGAUCAGUGUACUUGUGAGCCAUGUUCCAGUCGAAAACAGUACUGCCGGAGCGAUAUCGCUGCAGAAGAAUGGAAUCGUAAUUCAGCGUGCGGCAGCUGGAUCUGUCGUGCAUUAUUGUAUGUACAACAAUUCCCAGCAAUAUGCUAGUCAUCGAACCAGUACGUCGCUCAUGAGUAUGGUUCAGGUCAAAGCAGACGAAAGCAUUGAAGUCCUAUGCUCGGGGACCUCCUAUAUCGCCGAUACUGCUUCGUAUUUGACGGUCAUUCGCAUCGGAUCUUAACCAAGUAACGGCAACUUCGGGAUUCUCGAAUCGGGAAUCGCCUCAUCGUGCCAGUUUGGAAUAGCCAUAUUUCAAUACAGGAAGCAACAGUCCAAGAAUUUGAGUUGCAUGGAGGAAAAAAAUACUGACAAAAAGUAAAAGGGCAACUUUUCUGUUCUGCGCUGUCAAUAAUCUCAAUUCAUGUAACGCAAAUUUCAGCUGAAUUUGGAAUGCCAGACGAGAUUGUUGGCUAAUCGGAUCAAGUUGAAGUUUCAUUAUCCCAAUCAGUACGUGAAAUUCAUCCGUGUUUGCUCAAAAGUCGAGCCACUGGAAGACUCGCUAAAAAAUCGACACACUGCUCCGAUUAAGCGAACACGUAAUACAACACCAGCAACUAUAGAUUGGUACGUUUCGAGGAGUAUAAAAAACUAACGUGAAAAAAACGUUUUUUAGUCAGGGGAUU
Molecule: messenger RNA, 1561 nt
Organism: Phytophthora nicotianae INRA-310
Lineage: Eukaryota; Oomycota; Peronosporomycetes; Peronosporales; Peronosporaceae
Exons: 3
Coding region: 82-1119 (345 amino acids)
Source: RefSeq, a predicted model, not a curated record